This is a messenger RNA of Phytophthora sojae, 1299 nucleotides long. Its product is annotated as cell adhesion complex protein bystatin. Lineage: Eukaryota; Oomycota; Peronosporomycetes; Peronosporales; Peronosporaceae. The record is from RefSeq and is a predicted model, not a curated record. The transcript has a single exon. Gene Ontology annotation, biological process: rRNA processing. Gene Ontology annotation, molecular function: snoRNA binding. Gene Ontology annotation, cellular component: preribosome, small subunit precursor; cytoplasm; nucleolus. Bases 1 to 1299 code for a protein of 432 amino acids.
AUGCCCAAGGCCGAGAAGGGGAAGCCCAAGCGCGCGUGCCCGCUGGAGAAGCAACUGGCCUAUGACAACAAGCCGUGGUACGACCAGAGCGGCGGCAAGAAGGGCGCGCGCCGCGAUGCCGACGACUCGGACGACGACAUGGCCGAGGACGUGGUGCCCGAGAAGCUGAGCCGCCGCACGCUGGCGCUCGCGCGGCAGCAGCAGGCCGAGGAGCAGGCCCGCCAGAACAAGAGCAAGGCCCGCCAGGCCGCCGCGCAUCCCGCCAAGCCCCAGGCGCAGGACAGCAGCGACGAGUCGGACGCCGAGUCGGACGACGACCAGGACAUGGACACGGACGAGUACGACGGCCAGGACCUCGUGCGCAUCAACGACGGCUACGUGGAGGAGGUGGAGAUCUGCGAGGACGACGAGGAGGCGCUCGCCAACUUCAUGGUGGGCGCGCCCGAGCGCCGCAACCUGGCCGACAUCAUCAUGGACAAGAUUUUCGAGAAGGAGGCCCGCGAGCGAGGCGAGAUGGACGACGACAGCCAAGCCCCGCAGAACAGCAAGUUCGACCCCAAGAUCGUCGAGGUGUACACGGGCGUGGGCAAGAUCCUGCAGCGGUACACGUCGGGCAAGCUGCCCAAGGCGUUCAAGGUCAUCCCGAGCUUGAGCUACUGGGAGGACAUUUUAUGGCUCACGAGCCCCGAGAAGUGGUCGCCGCACGCCAUGCGCGCCGCCACGCGAUUGUUCGCGUCCAACUUGAACCCCAAGAUGGCGCAGCGCUUCUUCAACAUCUUCCUGCUGGAGCACGUGAGGCAGGACAUCCACGAGAACAAGCGGCUCAACUUCCACCUCUACAUGGCGCUCAAGAAGGCGCUGUACAAGCCGCAGGCGUUCUUCAAGGGUAUCAUCAUCCCGCUAUGCGAGAGCAGGAACUGCACUCUGCGUGAGGCGGCUAUCAUCGGCAGCGUGCUGUCCAAGGUGUCGGUGCCCGUGAUCCACUCCGCCGCCACGCUCAUGAAGCUGGCGUCCAUGGAGUACUCGGGCGGCAACAGCAUGUUCAUCCGUGUGCUGCUCAACAAGAAGUACAGUCUGCCCACGCGCGUGAUCUCGCAGCUGAGCCAGCACUUCCUGCGCUUCACGUCCGACACGCGCAAGCUGCCGGUGCUGUGGCACCAGUCGCUGCUGGUCUUCGCGCAGCGCUACAAGAACGACAUCCCCAAGCAGCACAAGGAGGCCAUGAAGGCGCUGCUCAAGCAGCACUUCCACCACCAGAUCACGCCAGAGAUCCGUCGCGAGCUCUACAACGAGAUGUAG